AUGACUUCGGGUGUUUCGCCUAAAAAGAUUGAUGAGAGUUGGGUAGAGAGCAAGUUGAGAUCAGCCAAUGACAGCACAGAAUGUGUGCAGACGUUAUCGCUCUGGGCCCUCAAUCACAAGAGCGAGCACGAGCAGAUCGUCAACAUCUGGCUCAAGGUCUUCAAGUCAGCUGAUGAAAGUCAAAUGGUGGUGCUGAUAUAUUUAUGCAACGACAUCCUACAAACAUGCAAAAGAAGGAAUGCCGUUAUGUUCAAAGAAAGUUUUAAGAAGGCUCUGGUGGAAGCUGUUCAUUUCAUUAAAGCUGAGAAGGCGAUCAACUCCUUUAAGAAAAUUCUAAAAGUUUGGUCAGAGAGAAAUGUUUUUGACGAGAAGUAUGUUGAGGAAUUAAAUUCAUUAGCGUUUGGUCAGUAA
This is a messenger RNA of Helobdella robusta, 411 nucleotides long. RefSeq lists its product as hypothetical. The record is from RefSeq and is a predicted model, not a curated record. The transcript has 3 exons. Gene Ontology annotation, biological process: mRNA 3'-end processing. Lineage: Eukaryota; Metazoa; Annelida; Clitellata; Rhynchobdellida; Glossiphoniidae. Bases 1 to 411 code for a protein of 136 amino acids. Gene Ontology annotation, molecular function: RNA polymerase II complex binding. Gene Ontology annotation, cellular component: RNA polymerase II, holoenzyme.